CGAGGAAGAGCUGUUUGAAUCCUGUAAUUAUGAUCAUGACACCUACUGCGGGUGUCCAUAAUAGAAAGGAAGAAGUAGAGCAGCAUAUGAACGGCAACGGAGCAAUAGUUGGCAGCAGAGACAGCUCCAUGGCUCCGUCAGGUGCUGGUAGUGAUGCAGGUUCCGACGGUAGUGAACCGUCGUCUCAAAAUUCAAACCCCUUAUCAGGUAGUAGUUCUCACGUUGACUUGAAUCCUCCAGUUGUGGCCGACCCAACAGCUAAUAAUGGAAAGGGAGAAGUCAUUGUGGUGAAAGUGGGAACCUCUACUAUUAUGAGAGGAGAAGAAGAGGAAGGUGACAUAGCCCUAAGUACUCUAGCUCUGUUAGUGGAUACUCUUGUAGCUUUGAGGAAGGCCGGUUUUCAUGUCGUCUUGGUAACUUCUGGAGCUGUUGGACUUGGUUGCAAGCGUCUGGGCUUGAAGAAGAAACCAGAGUCGUUGGCAGGUCGACAAGCCAUGGCCGCUAUAGGCCAGUCUUCUCUGAUGAGAACUUACGAAGAACUAUUUGGAUACGCAAACCAGCAUGUCGCACAGCAGAUUCUAUUGGCAAGAGGAGAUGUUGCAAAGAGCCAUCAGUAUUUUAACGCUCGUAAUACACUCUUUGAGUUAUUACGACUGGGUGUCAUUCCUAUCGUGAAUGAAAAUGACACCAUAGCAACAGAAGAGUUGAGAUUUGGUGAUAAUGAUAGAUUGUCAGCGAUGGUUGCAGGUUUGCUUGAUGCCAAGUGGCUAUUUCUUCUCACAGAUGUCGAUCAAAUGUAUACAGCAGACCCGCGCUCUGAUCCCUCUGCAGCACCCAUUGAUGUCGUCGAAGACAUAGAGUCACUUAUGGUCAACACUGGUGGUGAUGGGAAAGGCGGCACUCAGUGGGGUACAGGUGGAAUGGGGACAAAAGUUACUGCAGCACGUUUGGCAACUGCUGCAGAGGUUACUGUCUGUAUUAUGAACGGAGCAAAACCUGAGAAUAUUCUGAAUUUUGUUCUACCCCAUAAGGGUAAAGCUGUUGGCACUGUCUUUCUUCCUCAGAAAAAAGUAAUUCGUGGAGGAAGAAAGCGUUGGAUUGCACAUGGGCUGAAACCAACCGGUACCAUCUACGUAGACAGUGGUGCAGAGAAAGCAAUUCUUAGAAAGAAGUCUCUUUUUGCUGCUGGAAUUAUUAGAGUAGAAGGAGAAUUUGAUGCCGAGGCUUGUGUACAUGUUUGCAACUCUAGUGGAGAAGAAAUUGCCCGAGGUCUUGUAAAUUAUUCGCAUGAAGAAAUUGAGAAGGUGAAGGGUUUACACAGUGAUGUUCUUUUGGAAGUUUUGGGUUACGAAGGUCCUGAAGAAAUCAUUCAUCGACACAAUUUGGUGGAUGUGCCAUCAGGUUGCAAUGACUAAGAAUUUUUUUUGUAGUUUUAUAUGUGUGCAAUAUAUAGCAUUUCGUAUUUUUAUGUGGAAGCUAUUUUUUUGUUUGUCGAAAUGGCUAAUAAUUUUGUUGCUUUGUUGCGCGCUGCGUUUUUUUUGUGAAACAGUGUUCAGUUGAAGAAAUAUAUAUUUUAUAGUACUUGAUAUCUUGAAGUUUUAGUUUUCUUGUGCAUUGACGGCAGUAUCACGCAGUCUAACUUGGAAUCUCUCCAUUCUAUUUAUUUUACAUUCUGUAUACAUGUUAUAAAACUGUUGAACUAGUGUCAAUGAUGUUCUGA
Messenger RNA from Galdieria sulphuraria, 1720 nucleotides. Its product is annotated as glutamate 5-kinase isoform 1. The record is from RefSeq and is a predicted model, not a curated record. Gene Ontology annotation, molecular function: glutamate 5-kinase activity; RNA binding; ATP binding. Gene Ontology annotation, cellular component: cytoplasm; cytosol. The coding region runs from base 30 to 1415 and encodes 461 amino acids. The transcript has 2 exons. Lineage: Eukaryota; Rhodophyta; Bangiophyceae; Galdieriales; Galdieriaceae.